Molecule: messenger RNA, 2633 nt
Organism: Cimex lectularius (bed bug)
Lineage: Eukaryota; Metazoa; Arthropoda; Insecta; Hemiptera; Cimicidae
Product: protein tramtrack, beta isoform-like
Exons: 4
Coding region: 142-1320 (392 amino acids)
Biological process (GO): regulation of transcription by RNA polymerase II
Cellular component (GO): nucleus
Molecular function (GO): protein binding
Source: RefSeq, a predicted model, not a curated record
CCAUCGCCAUUAAAGCUCAUUCCACGACGAAGGGCUCUACGAGGAAGGUGGUCGACUCAGAACGGUAUUGUUAGCCCAUUUUCAAAGAAGAUAAAGAAUAAAGUAAUUCUGUGAUACUUUUAUACUUUUUAAAAAUUAGUCAUGAGCGAGCAAUUUUGCCUGAAAUGGAACAACCACCACACGACCCUCGUUACCGUAUUCGAUAAGCUUUUUGAGUGCGAAUCACUCGUGGAUUGCACGCUGGCUGCCGAAGGGAAGUUUAUGAAAGCUCACAAAGUCGUUCUGUCCGCUUGCAGCUCGUAUUUAGAGGAAAUCCUGAAGAAUCACGAUGACAAACAUCCGAUUCUUAUAUUUAACGAUAUCAGUUUUGAUGAGCUUAAAGCUAUGUUGGAGUACAUGUACAGAGGAGAGGUCAACGUAUCUCACGACCAACUGAGUACAUUUAUAAAAGCGGCCGAAGCAUUAAAAAUAAAAGGUCUCACGACGGAUCAAGGAGGGGGCACGGCAUCGAGCAAUGAACUGCGUAGAAAAGUCGGACUGAAAGACAGCAGGUCUCACAGCCCCGUCGUCGGCAUGACGCCGGUCGAAAGGCCGUCUUCGCCGAAACGGAAACGGAGACGGUCACGGGAUGAGAACUUUCCUGGCGACUCGAACUCUUGCGAUACAGCUCCGACUCCUCCUCCAUCCCAAAAUGCUGCCAAUAUGACUCCAAAAACAGAAGAAAAAACUGUGAAAGUAAAGAAAGAAUCCACCGGAGAUACGACACCUACGCCUUCUAAACUCCUACAACCUAAAAUAGAAUAUAUGGACGAUACAAGGAAUAUGGAAGAGUAUUCUCUGGAAGAAGAUGAGGAAUACGGACCUAACCCCGGGACAUCACAAGGAUCAUUUUUUGGCCAAGAUUUCAACAAUUGGGCAGGAUCGGAGUCACAACAUGACGACGUUUCUAUUGGAUCUCAACACGAACUAAAUAAUUCGGCUGGCAACUCUCAAGGUACCCCUCUUCAGUUUUACAGUACUCAGAGUACCUUUGAUUUGAGUUGGACACCAAAAAAUGACAGUCACAUUCUUUCAACUGCUAUGCUCUUCUUUCUUCUUGUUAGUUGUUACUGUUUUGUGGCUUUUUUGGUGCCGCUCAAAUUGAAGGGCAUGAAGUAUUUAAAUACAGGUAAGGCGGUUCUCCCGCCCAGCCUUAGCAUGAAAACUACUAACUCCCCAAACUCAAUUAACCCAUUUAUUUUUAUUCUUUUUUUCUUUCUUUUUUUCUCUCUUUUUUUAUUUUAUUUUAUUUUUAUUUUUUUACUUUUAAUUUUCCGAUAACUGGGCAUUCGUUAAUGCCAUUCGGGUCAUUCCGCCGUACAUGAAAAAUUAAUGCAGUUUGAUCGGUGAGAGCCUAUCCGUUUGUUGCUAUUUAAAAAUAAUAAAUUCACGGUUUAUUGAUACUAAGCGAGCGAUGCAAACUUGAAACACAUUUCGCAUUGUAAAGGAAAAAAAAAGUAAGCGAGCGAUGCAUUUGCGAAUGUGUUUUUUUUAUUAGAUAUCCGCCAAAAACCGCGAUAAUACAAGUAAUGCAACCCAUGCAUUACUUGCUCGUUUUUUUCUUUUGCUUGUAAAGUCGGGAGUGUUAAAAGUGCCAAUUCAAAACAGAAGACUGAUGAGAUGACGUCUGCACCAAAAACCAUGGUAAGUAGUUGGAGAGACGAUAACCCAAGAAGAGGAAAUUGACGCAGGAAUGAAGACUUGAGUGAGUAUGUGUAAAGUGAGUGUACCAAAUAAAAAGCCAAUUUUAACUUUUAAGUUCCUUUUAAUCUCAGGGCUUUAAAAUCUUUUCAAUUUUUUUUACAUUAUUUGUUGUUUAAUAAAUUACCUGGCAAUUUAGUUAAAUUACUAAUAAACAGAACGGUUGUUUUAAUUCUUUGGGUAUUCGUAUAAACAGAAAUAUUUCCAAAUUUAUUGUAUCUUGUCUGGUAUUAACAGCUAGAUCAGAUCUAGCUGUUUGCACCUUACAUUAUUCAAUUGAUUGGGAGACAUGUCUUGAAUAAUACUCGAGUGUUUUAAGGAACUGGAGUGAUCUGUUGUAAUUUUACUAAAAUGUCAGAUAUUAUUUUAUUUAUUUUUUAAUUAAUUUUUAACAAAUGGCUUGGCCAAUUAAAAAUUUUAAGCAGUUUUUAAAAAUAUUUUUUGUUUAGUUCCAAGCCAUGAUAUUGUAAAUAAUGUAUUCUUUUACAGUUAAAUUCAUCGAACUAACAGGGUCAGUUUCAGAUGAGCUUUUUGUAGUAUGACAUGGAGUCAUCUUGCCUAUUAAUGCUAGCAGACUGAGAAGAGAAUUUCCUACAAAAUUAUGGUAACAAUUUUUUUAAGUUCAGCCAUAACAGGGCGUGACUGAUUUAUUAAAAAAAAAAAAAAAAUAAAUUCAGUUCUUUUGCCAAGAGUGUAUAGGUAAGUAUUUCCUUCGGGCCGGUUAAUUUUUUAUUAAACUCUAAAUUUAGAAUGAAGAAACCAAAGUUCUGUGGUAAAUUAACACCAUUUCGGUUUGAUUAAUUUUUUACGUUAAUGGUUUAAUAUUUUUCCUUGAAGAGUUGCUGCAUCGAGCAGUGCUUAGAUCAUGUGCAUAAGAAAAACAUUUUUAAAAA